UCUCCUCUUUCCCAGAGCCUGGGCGGAGAGGGAGGAAAACUUCCUGGCCAGGGCUCCGGCCCGCUCCCUUUGCCAACCCUCCAGUCCCGCCUACCGGUGCCCUCCGCUUCCCCACCCCUCUCCCGGCACCCCCAGUGUCCGCCAUGGCCAAAGCCUACGACCACCUCUUCAAGUUGCUGCUGAUCGGGGACUCAGGGGUGGGCAAGACUUGUCUGAUCAUUCGCUUUGCAGAGGACAACUUCAACAACACUUACAUCUCCACCAUCGGAAUUGAUUUCAAGAUCCGCACUGUGGAUAUAGAGGGGAAAAAGAUCAAACUGCAAGUCUGGGACACAGCUGGCCAAGAGCGAUUCAAGACAAUAACUACUGCCUAUUACCGUGGAGCCAUGGGCAUUAUCCUAGUGUAUGAUAUCACAGAUGAGAAAUCCUUCGAGAAUAUUCAGAACUGGAUGAAGAGCAUCAAAGAGAAUGCCUCGGCUGGGGUAGAGCGCCUCUUACUGGGGAACAAGUGUGACAUGGAGGCCAAGAGGAAGGUGCAGAAGGAGCAGGCUGAUAAGUUGGCUCGGGAGCAUGGAAUCCGAUUUUUUGAGACAAGUGCUAAAUCCAGUAUGAAUGUAGAUGAGGCUUUCUGUUCCCUCGCACGGGACAUCUUACUCAAGUCAGGAGGCCGGAGAUUGAAAAACAACAACAAGCCCCCCAGCACUGACCUGAAAACCUGUGACAAGAAGAAUACCAACAAGUGCUCCUUGGGCUGACGACUCCUUUCUGCCUCUCCACCCUAAGCCUGGGGACUGAAUCUGAGGAAGGCAGGGCUGAGGGGCUGGGCAGGGGAGAAAUAGCAAAUGGGGCUUGGAGGGGGAGAGAUGGGUAGAUGGUAGAAGAAUGGGGAGAAUAUGGAGAAGAAAAAAAAGAAGGAGAGAGAAGGAACGAGGAAAAGAAAGGAAGCAGGAUAGAGCGGGAAGGAGAGGCAAGAAAAAGGAAACGAGUUGGGAAAGUGGAAGAAGGUGAGAAGGAAGUAGGAAGAGAGGGAGGAGGAAAGGAAGAUAGAUGGUCCUAGGCCUCAGACCUUCUCUGGGUUUCCAGGGCAAAUAUAAAUGUAAAUAAAUAGUUGAUUUAUUCUGUUAUGGGAUCAGGCUUUAGGGUCCUGAGAGAGGCUGGCUCAGUACCACCCUCUGAAGGUUUGGUCCUAUGCUGUCACUCUGCAUGGUCUUUCUCAGUAUUAAAGGCCACCAUUUGCACAAA
This is a messenger RNA of Cervus elaphus (red deer), 1242 nucleotides long. RefSeq names its product RAB13, member RAS oncogene family (gene RAB13). Lineage: Eukaryota; Metazoa; Chordata; Mammalia; Artiodactyla; Cervidae. The transcript has 8 exons. Gene Ontology annotation, molecular function: GTP binding; GTPase activity. Bases 144 to 755 code for a protein of 203 amino acids. The record is from RefSeq and is a predicted model, not a curated record. Gene Ontology annotation, biological process: protein localization to plasma membrane; protein secretion; cellular response to insulin stimulus. Gene Ontology annotation, cellular component: plasma membrane; trans-Golgi network transport vesicle; synaptic vesicle.